GCCAGCCCAUUAGUCCCAUAUUCUCCCCAGCGGCCCAACUAUUCGAAUUACGAAACGAGGAGGAGGAAGAGCACGGGAGCUCAACCAAGACAGGAAAGUGUAGAGAUACCGCAGUCGCCCCUGCAACUCGAUCCUUGGCCGUCGCCCAUCGCUCUCUGGGAAGAACUGUGAGCGUAGUUUUGGCAAAUAGACAUGGACGGAAAGCCCUCAAAUUCUCCUUCUAGCUUCGUUGAUAAGAUGGUUGUUCCUGGAGAUGUAGUUCUAGACCUUUCAAGCAUGGCUAACCAAACUAUUAAAUUGGGCGGAGGACUGCGUCAGGACAAUGAUGCUAUUUCUGUUACGAAGGCUGGGAAGUUAAAGUUCUCAAGGCCAAACAAGUACUGGGUUGAAAGCAACCAGAAGAGGUAUGUACCUUGUGUGGAGGAUACAGUUCUUGGUAUUGUGGUUGAUUCUAAGGCAGAGAACUUUCUUGUGGACAUAAAGGGACCUGCAUUGGCAUUUCUUCCCGUACUUGCUUUUGAAGGAGGAACAAGGAGAAACAUUCCAAAGUUUGAGGUAGGUUCAUUGCUUUACGUGCGUGUGGUUAAAGCUAGUGCUGGCAUGAAUCCUGAGCUCUCAUGUACUGAUGCCAAUGGUAAAGCAGCAGAAUUUGGCCUCCUGAAAGAUGGGUACAUGUUUGAAACAUCGACUGGCCUUUCACGAAUGCUUCUCAGCUCUCCAACAUGUCCUCUUCUUGAGGCUCUCGGCAAGAAGAUAUCAUUUGAAAUAGCUGUUGGGUUAAAUGGCCGUGUUUGGGUGAAUGCUGGCUCUGCUUCCACUGUAAUCCUUGUUGCAAAUGCAAUCAUGAACUCUGAGUCUCUCAGCAGCACAAAACAAAAAAUCAUGGUGGAAAAACUCCUCCAGAAAUUUCAGUAAUGCCAAGUAAGCCGGUCCACUGCAAAUUAUUUCCCUCAGUUCCUCUCUCUUAAUUCCUGUACCAGAGUUCCAUGGAGUCGAAUUACUGGUGUCCUUGUGGCUUCGGGCUUGUGUAGGCUGGUUUGGUCUCCUAGGUAUCACAUCCUCGACAUUUCUUACAAUAGUGCAUUUUGGUGUUGAUCAUGGUAUUUCUUUUCCAUUCUGUACAUUUUUUUUUUCUUUUUUACCAUUUGUUAUUUGGUCUUGAGGCUGCAUUUGGUUGUCUAGUUUCUGACCAAAACGGAUCUUGGGGUCGCACAUAUUUUGGUAGUCUCCAUUGGAAAACUCUUACCUCCAAGGUGAAACUUAUUGACAGUAAUAAAUUUUUCAAUGUAUUAUUAUUAUUAUUAUUUUGUUUUUAUGAAAUCUGAA
Molecule: messenger RNA, 1326 nt
Organism: Macadamia integrifolia
Lineage: Eukaryota; Viridiplantae; Streptophyta; Magnoliopsida; Proteales; Proteaceae
Product: putative exosome complex component rrp40
Exons: 10
Coding region: 193-915 (240 amino acids)
Biological process (GO): TRAMP-dependent tRNA surveillance pathway; exonucleolytic trimming to generate mature 3'-end of 5.8S rRNA from tricistronic rRNA transcript (SSU-rRNA, 5.8S rRNA, LSU-rRNA); U4 snRNA 3'-end processing
Cellular component (GO): cytoplasmic exosome (RNase complex); nuclear exosome (RNase complex)
Molecular function (GO): RNA binding
Source: RefSeq, a predicted model, not a curated record